UGCUGAGUCUGCACUGUCACCUGUCAUAUGUUUUAUGCCAACAUUAUUUAUUUUAUACAUUUUGCAGAUUUUUGCAUUAUUAAUAUUUUGUACUAGUUAUUGAAAAUGUAUAUUUUUAUACCAGAGAAACAACAACUGGUCGUUAAAGAAGAAAUCACGGGUAUAAAGUUGAAACAACACCUCAACGUACGAUUGAAUCUAAUUGGAGACGAAUACUAUUUAAUUUGUAACGGAAGCUUAGUAAGAGACGACAGUUUCGUGAACAAUGGCAUCGUGCAUAUUGUACCUCGCCUAUUUGGCGGGAAAGGAGGAUUUGGGUCAAUGCUCAGGGCUAUCGGGGCCCAAAUCGAAAAGACGACCAACAGAGAGGCGUGCAGGGAUCUUAGUGGGAGGCGCUUGAGGGACAUUAAUGAGGAACAAAGAUUGAAAAACUGGAUCAACCAACAAGCAGAACGAGAAAAGGAAGCCAAAGAAAGGAAAAAGAAAAAACUAGAGAGACUAUGUGAAAAACCUAAACAUGAGUUCCAGGAUGAAGAGUAUGACAAAGAGAGGUCUGCACUCCCUGAAGAAGUGGAGGAUGCAGUCACUCAAGGACUUCAGGCUUCCUGUAGUGGAAAAAGGAAAUCUGAAGAUACCAAGGCAGUGAUUAAGAGUAAAAAGAAGAAGACAAAGUUAUGGCUUGAUGCAGAGUUGGAAGACAGUCUGAGUAGCAGUGAUGGAAGUGAGAGUGAUUUAGAACACAAAACUCCAAAAUAUAAUCUUUCUUCAAAAGAAGAUGCUUCUAGUCACAGUAGCACAGAACAUCAGAAUCAAGAAAGCAAAGUGAAGAAUGAUACAAGUAACUCUAGCAACAAAAACAUACAAGAAAUUAUAUCAACAAGUCACGAAGAAAAAAAGGAUGUAAAUUCAUGAAUUUUGUGUUUAUUGUUAGGCUUAUAUUAAUAUUGUCAAACCAGUUUUCAAUAAAAAUAUUUUUAUAUAUAAGUGAAAAUAAGUAAUCUUUCUCACAAGGUGUAAGUUCAGCCGACUUCCCACGCAAUAUUGUCAUCAGUUCUGAGAAAAAAGUUAGUUACAACAAAAAAGCAAAUAACUCUCUUCCUCCCGCUGAGAGAAAUUCCUGCG
Messenger RNA from Acanthoscelides obtectus, 1122 nucleotides. NCBI's taxonomy places the organism in Eukaryota, Metazoa, Arthropoda, Insecta, Coleoptera, Chrysomelidae. The record is from the annotation of a GenBank genome assembly.